Molecule: messenger RNA, 2402 nt
Organism: Felis catus (domestic cat)
Lineage: Eukaryota; Metazoa; Chordata; Mammalia; Carnivora; Felidae
Gene: ZKSCAN4
Product: zinc finger with KRAB and SCAN domains 4
Exons: 5
Coding region: 1-1644 (547 amino acids)
Biological process (GO): regulation of transcription by RNA polymerase II
Molecular function (GO): DNA-binding transcription factor activity, RNA polymerase II-specific; RNA polymerase II cis-regulatory region sequence-specific DNA binding
Source: RefSeq, a predicted model, not a curated record
AUGGCCGGGGAGUCGAAGGCGAGCGCGACCUUGGAUGCCGGCACUGCAGAGGAGCGGCCGGGGCUGCUGACGGGCAUCCUGACCGUGAAGGUGGAGGAGGAGGAGGAGGACGUCCCCACGGCCGCGCCCGGCAGCCCGGCCCCCGGCCCCGAGCGCUCGCGCCGGCGCUUCCGGGGCUUCCGCUACCCUGAGGCCGAGGGGCCCCGCGAGGCGCUGCGCCGGCUCCGCGAGCUGUGCCGCCAGUGGCUGAGCCCAGAAACACACACCAAGGAGCAGAUCCUGGAGCUGCUGGUGCUGGAGCAGUUCCUGACCAUCCUGCCCGCCGAGCUCCAGGCCUGGGUGCGGGGACAGCACCCGGAGAGCGGGGACGAGGUGGUGGUGCUCCUGGAGCACCUGCAGAGACAGCUGGAGGCGCCGACACCGCAGGUCCCAGGUGGUGACCAGGGCCAAGAGCUUGUCUGUUGCGAGAUGGCAGCACUGGCACCUUCCCGCGGAUCACGGAGUGCCCAGUUCCAGCCGGUGAGGGCUCUGCUCAAGCAUGAAUCUCUGGGAUCACGGGCCUUACCGGGCACAGUUCUCCAGGGUCCUGGGCUUGCCCCGGGAGGGCGCUGCAGAGGAGACGCAGUGGUGGCGGCCAGGCUGCCGCCAGAGCCCCAGGGCUUGCUGAAAACGGAAGACGUGGCCCUGGCUUUCUCCUCUGGCUGGGCGCAGCUGGAUUCCUCUCGGGGGAGCUUCCACGGAGAUGAAGGGCGGGAGAACCCCGGCGGCCUGACCUCCCCGGGUGGUGAAACAGAGGCCGAGAUCCGGGCCCUGCCUGUGGACGAGGUCCGGCCAGUACAAGAGUCUGGGGGAAUACCACGCCCCCUGCGUGAAGACACUGCCCAGAUUCCUGAAGGCACUGAAGCUGGCGAACAGGAGGGCAGGUUCCCGAGAAAGCAGAAAACUGCCACAGGAAGUAGGCGGCACUAUUGUCAUGAAUGUGGAAAGAGUUUUGCUCAGAGUUCAGGCCUGACUAAACACAGGAGAAUCCACACCGGGGAGAAACCCUAUGAAUGUGAAGACUGUGGCAAGACCUUCAUCGGGAGCUCUGCCCUCGUCAUCCAUCAGAGAGUCCACACUGGGGAGAAACCCUAUGAGUGUGAGGAAUGUGGCAAGGUGUUCAGUCACAGCUCAAACCUCAUCAAACACCAGAGAACCCACACUGGGGAGAAGCCCUACGAGUGUGAGGAGUGUGGGAAAACCUUCAGCCAGAGUUGCAGCCUCCUUGAACAUCACAAAAUCCACACAGGGGAGAAGCCGUACCAGUGCAACAUGUGUGGCAAAGCUUUUAGGCGGAAUUCACAUCUCCUCAGACACCAGAGGAUCCACGGCGAUAAAAAUGUGCAGGAUCGUGAAUGUGCAGACACCUGGGAGAGUCAGGGGAGGGUGGAAAGCCGGUGGGAAAACGUUGAGGCUCCCGCGUCUUACACAUGUAACGAGUGUGACAGGAGUUUCACCCGGAGUAGAAGCCUUAUCGAACAUCAGAAAAUCCACACUGGUGAGAAACCCUAUCAGUGUGACACAUGUGGGAAAGGCUUCACCCGAACUUCAUACCUUGUUCAACACCGGAGGAGCCAUGUUGGAAAGAAAGUUCUAUCACGGUGAGCCACGUCGUACAUGCCAGAGGUGUUCAUUCCUCACAGAACUGGGCUGAGGCUUUACUGACCGCUACAUGCCAUCUUGUGUUAGAAGGCCGAGUCUGGAGGGAUGCAUUGUCUUCUACAUUCUAGAAGGUGGCUGGGAAACAGCUUGUUUGAUAGGAGGCUCUGGGAGAAUUGUCUGGCAGAGGUAGGACAUGAAAUGAUUGUUCUCACCUACUGGACUGAAAUGGGCCUCCAGACUGGCUAACCACCUCCAGCCAGCACUUGAUGACGUCUCCUGGCGAGAUGGCUCUGAUGUGGGGGCUGCUGCUCUGACCAUUUUGCCUAUAACGAAUGUUUCACCAGUUGGUCAGAUCUGUGCCAUAUUAUACUCCCCACUGUGCCUUGUGUGUAGGUGCUAUAAACGUUUAUUUAAGAAGUGACCUCCGUAACUCUGAAAAUCUGAUGUGGUCUAGAUUUCUGAGGACUUUCUAAGGCUAUUUGUGUUUGUGUCUAAUUCUCUGAGGUUCUAGUUUCUGGGUCAGUCUAAUGUAUUUAUUACCAAAUACAUAGGGUUGUCAGAUUUGGGGUGGGAGAAUCCAUAUUUCUUCACCAGCAUAGUACUUGUAAGAAUGCCUUAAGCAGCUUCUAAUUAGAUUUGUGAGAUUGCUCCAUCCAUGUAACUCCAUUCUUUGGUCCGUAUUAUAUUUGUUCACAUUAAUUUUGCUCCUUUUAUGGGAUAAACCUUUCACGUUCUGGUAAAUAAAUGAAUUGAUCAAGUCA